This is a messenger RNA of Penicillium waksmanii, 420 nucleotides long. RefSeq names its product cupin domain-containing protein. The transcript has 2 exons. NCBI's taxonomy places the organism in Eukaryota, Fungi, Ascomycota, Eurotiomycetes, Eurotiales, Aspergillaceae. The record is from RefSeq and is a predicted model, not a curated record. Bases 1 to 420 code for a protein of 139 amino acids.
AUGCAAGAACCAAGCUACGAUCCUCGGUGUCCUUUGGCGACCACCACCAUCGUUUACCAGUACAAAUUGGUAAAUUGCCCCGGAAAGACCAUCGUUGGAAUGCUCGUCGAAUAUCCUCCGAACGGUGCGACGCCCCCUCACCGUCACGGAGGUGCUUCUGUCUCCGCCUACGUGAUCCGUGGAUCUGUCUUAAACAAGAUGAAUGAGGAUCCGAUGAGGAUUAUCGAGCAUGGGGGUUCUUGGUAUGAAGCGCCGGGGUGUCACCACCGGAUUAGCUCUAAUGCGAGCCAGACCGAGUCAGCGGCGUUCUUCGUGAAUUUUGUACUUGACUCGGAGAAGUUGGAGCAAGAGGGUCCAUCAGUUCUUGUCCAAUAUGACGAAGAGUAUAAGGAUAUUGUCGCAAGGAAAAUGUUGACAUAG